CCCUCCAGCCUGGGGAACAGGAGGAAACCUCAUCUCUUAAAACAAAAUUACAGAUUCCUGGUUCCUGGUUCCACCCCUGGAGUUUUCAAUCCUGUAGGUCUGGGAUGGGGCCUACAUUCUCUGUCUUUCAGGUAGAAAGACCUUAAAAGAAUGUAAAUUUACCCGAAAGACCUAAAGAAUGUCCAUUUCUAAGUUUCUGGCUGAUGCUAAUACUGCUGCUCUGGAGACCUCACUUUGAGAAGCAAUGCUCUGCAUUAACAAGAAUAGAAAAGGCAACCUCCUGUUGACUGCCUUGGCAUGGAAGUGGCACACAUCACCUCUAUUCAUGUGGACCCACUUAAGUGCCAGGCUGGGGAGGGAAUGUGGCUCCAAGUCUAGCUGAUCACCUCCCAAUCUCUGCCAUGCCUAGCAGAUCCAAAGACAGCAUCUUCUGCAAAAAAUCCCUGUGGAAGCCCAAGGCCUGGCACAAGCCACCCCAUUCCUUUUAGCUGCCACGAUCUUACUGGUUGUCUGUGGAAGAGGACACAUGCCUUUCCCUUCUCUGGUCUCCCCCAAGAGUCCUUAUUUUAUAGUGGUCUUAGAUCCAGCUCAAAUACCACUUUUUCAAAUACAUCUUCUCUGAUUCCAUAGCCUUACCGUUCUUUUCCUUAUUUGUGCUUUCUCCAUCUUUCCAGAUUCUCAAAGCAAGAGUAAUUGUGAAACUCUCCAGUGCACUGGGUGCAGGGAAUCAAGGGUGUAGUCAGAGGCUGGGCAACAAGAUGCCAUUAGUAGUCCAGGGAUGUGGCGCACCUUCACCGGCCAGGUUCUCGGGGCAUUGUCACCAACUUAAAACCCUUGGGGGUACUUUCAUGAGGCCCGCCACGCUGGGAGCAAUCACAGACACAGGGCUCCUCAAGAACAGGCAGGAGGUGGAGGUGAGGGAAAUCCAUCAGUUUUGUGGGGAGCUGUCAGGAGUUCCCGGCGCCGUGACGUGCUACAGUGCGGUCACGUGUGCCGACGCCAGGCACGUGCCGGGCUCUCGGGAACCGUCUCCGCAGCCGCCAGGUGGCACCUCCCCAGCCUCAUGGCCGUCUCGCUGUCGAGCCUCGGCGUGGGGCCCGGAACUUCCAGGCCCUCGGUCCUGAGCCGCCACGUCCUGCUGCCGCUGCUGCUUCUGCUGCCGCUGAGCUGGGUUUGUGGUGAGCCCUGGUGGUCGGAGGAUUUGGAAAUGACCCGCCAUUGGCCCUGGGAGGUGAGCCUCCGGAUGGAAAAUGAGCACGUAUGUGGAGGGGCCCUCAUUGACUCCAGCUGGGUGGUGACUGCGGCCCACUGCAUCCAAGGCACCAAAGAGUACUCAGUGGUGCUUGGCACCUCCAAGCUGCAGCCCAUGAACUUCAGCAGGGCCCUCCAGGUCCCUGUGAGGGACAUCAUUAUGCACCCCAAGUACUGGGGCCGGACCUUCAUCAUGGGUGACAUUGCCCUUGUCCACCUUCAAGCACCUGUCACCUUCAGUGAGUCACUGCUCACCCUGCUGGGCUCCACAGCCAACUCCACGCUGACCCCAGAGCUGCAGGAGGCUGAGGUGUUUAUCAUGGACAACAAGAGGUGUGACCAGCAUUACCACAAGAAGUCCUUCUUUCCCCCAGUUGUCCCCCUUGUUCUGGGGGACAUGAUCUGUGCCACCAAUUAUGGAGAAAACUUGUGCUAUGGGGAUUCUGGAGGGCCAUUGGCUUGUGAAGUUGAGGGCAGAUGGAUUCUGGCUGGGGUGUUGUCCUGGGAAAAGGCCUGCGCCAAGGCACAGAAUCCAGGCGUGUACACCCGCGUCACCAAAUACACCAAAUGGAUCAAGAAGCAAAUGAGCAAUGGAGCCUUCUCAGGUCCCUGCGCCUCUGCCUGCCUCCUGUUCCUGUGCUGGCUGCUGCAGCCCCAGAUGGGCUCCUGACCUCCCUACCCCUUCCUCCUCCUGCCUUGUCUUUGCUGAAUGGGGCCAGAUGGAGGUUUGACCAAGGUCAUGUGUCCAUCUUCAACAAGAGCCAGGGUGGGGAAGAGUAACCCCUGGGAGAAUGGGUCUGGCUUUGGCAUCCUGGUGAGAAGUGUGGUGGAUGACUAGGCCUUGGGUGAGCAGGAGAAGGGAAGUGCAGCCUGGAAGGAUUCUGGAAUCUGGGACCAGGAGAGCAGGGAUUAAACAUGUGUAAACUUGA
Molecule: messenger RNA, 2180 nt
Organism: Cercocebus atys (sooty mangabey)
Lineage: Eukaryota; Metazoa; Chordata; Mammalia; Primates; Cercopithecidae
Gene: PRSS45
Product: protease, serine, 45
Exons: 5
Coding region: 1064-1921 (285 amino acids)
Biological process (GO): proteolysis
Molecular function (GO): serine-type endopeptidase activity
Source: RefSeq, a predicted model, not a curated record